CCCCUCUCCAUUUCACCGACGUGUCCUGUCCGCUGCCACAACCAAAGAUCUUAUAGCGCUGUAAGAUCUUUGGCCACAACUCUCCUGUCUGUAGAUUGGGGAUGCGGGUGCUCCAGCGCUACACACUGCUGUUGACGGCGGCGCUACUGCUGCUGUGUGGCGGCUGCGGGGGCGAGCUCGGCUCGGCUCUGGGGCAGCGGGAUCCGCUGCUGCGACUGCCCCACGACCUGCUGUGGGCGACCGGAGUGAGCGACUACCUCCUCGGCCGCUGGGGCCCUGCCGCCCGGGAGCUGGAGCGCUCGCUGCUCGGCCGCUCGGCGUUGCGCCAGCUGCGGGGGGAAUGCUCGGAGCACUGCGACCCGGGCUCAACCCCGGCCCGGGAGCCGCCGUCACUGGGCCACCCCCUCCCCACGACCCCCGGCCCUCUCCUGUCUUCGGACCCCUUGUCCCAACUCGCCUUCUUCGGGCGCGUCCUGCACCGCGCCGACUGCCUCCGCCGGUGCCUAGAGGCCGGGCUGGGUGGGGAACCGUCCCGGCAUCGGGUGACGGGCGAGGUGGACGCUGCCUUUCGCAGCCGGGCCCCCUACAACUACCUCCAGCUGUGUUACUACCAGAUAGGACAACUGGACAAAGCUGUGGCCGCAGCUCAGACAUUCCUGGCUGCCAACCCAGACCAUGAGGAGAUGCAGGAAAACGUGGAAAAGUACCGGCGGAUGGAGGGAGUCAAGGCCGAGGACUUCAGGGACCUGGAGGAACAGCCGCACUGGGUGUCCUAUGACCUGGGCAGUCGGCUGCUGCAGGGGGAGCAGUUUGUGGAGAGUGCCCAGCAGCUGGAGCAGUCGGUUGGGCAGUUCCUGGCGGCCCUGGACCAGUGUCGGGCUCAGUGCGGAGGGCCCCAUCAGUUCUCCGACUACAGCUACCUGGAAUACCAGAGCCACCUGUUCGAGGCUGUCGCUGCGGGCAACUAUGAGCUGGCGGUGGAAUAUUCCAGAACCUUCCUCCUCUUCUGGCCUCAAGAUCAUGCCAUGCUGCAGAACCUGGACUUCUUCAGAUCCCGACUGGGAGAGGAGGGCACGGCUCGUGUGGGGGUCAGAGAGGAUAUCCGACUCUACCUGGAGCGCUCUCUGCUGGAGAAACAGCUGCUGUACCUGGCGGAGGAGGGGCAGAUGGAUCAAGGCUUCGAGGACCCGGAUUCUUGGACCCCUGCAGAGAUCAUCCCCGAGUCGGUGAGGAAGAAGCAGAGGACAGAAGAGGAGAAGCCCCAAAUAUCUGCUCCGAGGAAUCAGAAGUCUGCUCCGAACAAUCAGAAGUCCCAACCAGCUGCUGAACCGAGGAGAGGAUUGGACGUCCUCAAAGCCUCGUGGCCAGGCCUGGGGGGCCUCUUGGUCGCGGAGGAGACUGGCUUGAAGGGGCCGGAGGAGAUGGUGCUGGACGGGGCACUGAGCCACAGCGAGUGUGAGCGGAUGCGGGACCUGGCCAACACUGCAGAGGAACUUUCCCAGUGGAGCGGAGAUGGGCGCUCGGCACCACCCCUGCCGGUGGGACUGGAUCUCCUUCGGGUGUUGAAGCUGUCCAGGGCCGGGAAGGUGAGGCGUGACGUGGCCCAGCUUUACCUGCAGGUGACAGAACGCUGCCGCUCCGUCAUAGAGCACCUGUUCCAGCUGCCGGGCCCCCUGCACUUGUCCUUCUCCCACCUGUCCUGCCGCUCCGUGCCUGCAGGUAACGAGGCCACACCCACAUCCCGGAGUUGUCUGGAGGAGCCGGAGGGCAGUGAAUGCAGCCGACAAGGAUCUGCGGGGGGAGCCCGUAAUUUCAGUGUACACCUCUACCACGAUGAGUUUGAAGGAGGCAAUUUGCUUUUCAUGGAUCUCAACACUCAAAAUGUUACAGUGGAGGUCACUCCCAGGUGCGGACGCCUGCUGACCUUCAGGUGGGGUGACGGGACGUCCCAUGGUGUUGGGGGUGUCACAAGGGGUCAACGUUGUGCUCUCGUCCUGUGGUACACCCUCGACCCCAGGCACAACGAGAAGGGCCGCUCUCAGAUCGACGCCCUGACCCAGGAACUGUUUCCGGAUCCCAUGCCGGGCGACCGUAGCCACGAGCCGGACAAAGGGCUCCCGCGCCCUGCGGAGGAGGAGUUGUCGGCCGGUGGCAGACGGCAGACACAGCGGGAGCGGAGGAGGGCGGAGCCGGUUGUGGCGGGGCGGCCUGGGAAGGAUGAGCUCUGAUCGGGCGGCGGGGGAAGAGCGGGGAGGAAUGGCCACCGUGCUAUCCCCUGGGCUGACGGAGCCUCUCUGCCAGCAGGUUGGUGGGGGAGGUUAAUGCAGUAGAGAUUGCCUGGAGGUGAGGGGCCAUGUUCCCGAGGGAGAUAGGGAGAUAGAAGAAUGGAGGGGAGGGUGGGGGGGUUCGGAGGAAGAGUGAGCAAGAGGGAAAGGGAGGGAGGCAAGUAAAGAGGUGGGUGGGAGAGAGUUGUCGAGCUGUACAGCAUGGGAAUUGUCUCUCGCCCAUUAUGGUCUUGCUGCCCCAGUUGCAACGCUGCGCUAGUCCCACGUCCCAUAAACCUCUAACCCCCCCCCCCCCCCCCCCCCCCUUCCUCUCCAUGGCUCAGAGUAUUUUAAAUGCUGUUGGUGUAUCUGCUUCUAUUGCUUCCUCUGGCAGCUCUUUCCAGAUACAACUACCCUCUGAGGUUAAACGUUACCACCGAGGUGCCUCAUAAAUGUGCCCCUCCCCCUCAACAAACCCACACCCUCUAGUUUUAGAAUUCUCUCAACUGGAAUACAGACUGGGCCUGUCCCACUUGGGCGUCAUUUGCGCGUCAUUUAUGCAACAUUUACGCAUCACGACGCGUGCAUGGCGUGCAUUACACGUGCAUGGUGCGUGGUGAUGUAGGCAGUAACGCACGGCCACGCGCGGCGCCCCAGGAUUUAUGAUUGACAAAAUCUUCGAGCGUCACCUGCGUGACGUGCAAAUGAAGCCCGUGGGACAGGCCCUUGAGGGUUCACUUAAUCAGGAAGUUUAUCACUCGGCCUCCUGUGCUCUGAAGUAAAUGGCCGCAGUCUCAAGCCCGCUAGCCCGCAAGCCCUGGUAAUGACCUGGUGAAUCCAUUUUGCACCCUUUCCGAUAAAUGCCACACUUCCUGUAACUGGGUGAGCAGAUGGCAUCCAAUUCUCCAAGUGUAGUCUGGCCACUGAUGUGUACAGCUGCAUCAUGAGGUCCCAACACUUGCCCUCAAUGACCUUCCUAAUUAAGGCAAGCAAUUGUUUACAUUGUGCAGAAACAUGGGACUGCGGAUGCUGGUUUACAAAAGACACAGAGUGCUGGGGUUACUCAGUGAAGCUGCUCCAGCACUUGGUGUUGUUUCAUAAAUCACCACCUCAUCCAGCUGGCGAGCCACUUUCAGCAAACCAUGCACAUGUACUCCCAGAUCUCACUGUCCCACAACACGCAGAGAGCGAGGGAGCAGGGGCAAUUGGACAAGCAAGGAAGUCAGGGGCAGGAGAGAGGGAGGGGGACCGGGGAGAGGGAGAUAGUCACGUGGCAGGGAAAUUGAGCCCGCCAGGGGACUGUCACAUGUGGAAAUGCGGUUGUGUUGCUUGGUCAGAGGGGAUGGGGGUGAAGGCUUUGAAGGAACACACUCCUGCCCACCGCCAUGAUCGGCCACUCUGGCUGAAAGAUGGGAGUCUGGAGGGAGAGGGGUGGUGAGGAUGGAUAGGGGUGGGGGGGUGCAGGAUGAGGCACCCAGACUGUAACUUGGUGUUAACCCAGGCCUCGGGCAGGGUGAGGUGUCGGAAAUGUUCAGUGCGGGCAAAAAGAGCUACUCCAGAGUUCUAUUAAACAUGCGUUUUGUUGAAA
Messenger RNA from Leucoraja erinaceus (little skate), 3852 nucleotides. Its product is annotated as prolyl 3-hydroxylase 1-like. Gene Ontology annotation, molecular function: protein binding; iron ion binding; procollagen-proline 3-dioxygenase activity. The record is from RefSeq and is a predicted model, not a curated record. Gene Ontology annotation, biological process: collagen metabolic process. Gene Ontology annotation, cellular component: endoplasmic reticulum. Lineage: Eukaryota; Metazoa; Chordata; Chondrichthyes; Rajiformes; Rajidae.